CAAUGAAGUCGUGUUGUGUGAUUCUCGAAGUGACUCGAGGGUUUCACACAACGCGCAAGUGCUCAAUUACAUCCUCCUCGCAAUCCAGGCUUUAUGGGCACGUUUUUUCCGUGCGCGAACGAUUCUGGAUUGCUUUGUGGCCUGUAGGGACGUUUUCUCUCUGCGCGAACGAUUCUUUCCUGCCUCGUUCAGCCUCUAUUUUCUUUUCCUCCCUUGUAUUUCCCCUCUUUUUGCCGAAAGAUUGGUGCUCGAAUCUACUCGUCUCCUUCCUCCCUUCCUGGGGUGGAAUGCAUCGCCAUCGGCACCGACAUCUCCAAAACAAUCCUGCUGUCUCCCUCUGAUGGCGAGAUUAUAAUCCCGGCGGAACCAUCAUCAUCUUCUUCAUCUAUCUUUCCCAACCCUCCGACUUGGGCACGGACAUGUCGAGCGGUACCGUUUCGUGGGCCAACUUGUGGGGCCCUCCCUCCGCCGGUCUCCGGGGACGUUCCAAGCCUCUCCCCCCCAGCAGCAGCAUCAGAAGGAGGAGAUGGGGUGGUUCGUGCUGGGAUGGUGGGAGGAAGAUCCUCUGCGCCUGCACCGUCCGUCUGCGGAAUUGGGGUGACGGCCCUCCUGCCUUCGAUACCUGUAAUUCAUCCAUCUCCAAGAAUUUGGGAGUGCGUAAAGAUGUUGGGGGUGAAUCUGAUGUCCUAAUCGAGUGCAAAGAUGUCCAUAAAGCCUUUGGAGAUAAGCAAAUACUGAGAGGUGUGAGCUUCAAGAUUAGACACGGGGAAGCUGUUGGAAUUAUUGGACCUUCAGGCACUGGCAAAUCAACAGUGCUCAAGGUUAUGGCAGGGCUUUUAGCCCCAGACAAGGGUGAGGUUUUUAUCCGUGGAAGAAAGAGACAUGGUUUGGUUAGUGAUGAAGAAAUAUCAGGCCUCCGGAUCGGCUUGGUACUUUUCUUUUUUAAAAAAGUGUUUCAGAGUGCAGCAUUAUUUGAUUCUCUUACAGUCCGUGAAAAUGUUGGUUUUCAAUUGUAUGAAAAUUCAAAGAUGUCACAGGAUCAGAUAGCAGAACUUGUGGCAGAAAAUUUGGCUGCAGUAGGGCUCAAGGGAGUUGAAGACCGUUUGCCUUCAGAACUAUCUGGUGGCAUGAAAAAACGUGUAGCUUUAGCGAGGUCUAUAAUCUUUGAUAACACAAAGGAGGUGGUAGAACCGGAGGUGCUCCUGUAUGACGAACCCACAGCAGGACUUGAUCCUAUUGCUUCCACUGUUGUCGAAGAUCUCAUUCGCUCCAUGCAUAUGAAAGGAGAGGAUGCCCAUGGAAAGCCAGGAAAGAUCACAUCCUAUGUGGUUGUCACUCAUCAGCAUAGCACCAUAAAAAGAGCUGUUGAUAGAUUGUUGUUUCUUUAUGAGGGAAGGAUAGUUUGGGAAGGAAUGACCCAUGAAUUCACCACAACCACAAAUCCUAUAGUUAGACAGUUUGCAUCUGGCAGCUUAGAUGGGCCGAUCAAAUACUGAAACUACACUCAAUAGCAUUUCUGGUGUUCUGGCAAUCUAUUUAUCUGACCUGCUGAUCUCUGGACCUCCGUAUAACAACGACCUUGUCUUCUUAUCAUUCAAGUUAUCAGACAAGUAGGUAAAAGAUGCUGUGUUGAAAUUUCUUUUGGCACUGUUGGACAUGCUGUCUGCAGGUGCAUGUUGAUGGCUUGACCAUUAUAAGGCAAACUCUGGGCCUGAUUGAUGUAACAUUUUGUUAUCCCAUUGUUUUUUUUUUCCUUCAAAAUCUUUGUAUUGGGCAAUUUUGUUAUUCAGAAAAUACUAUAUGUUUUCUGGAGGUUUCUUUACCUCUUCUCGUAUCCUAAUUUAGCUGAUACAGGAAAGGUAUACUUUUUGAGAUGAGCAUUCUGCUGUAUCAGUGCUGUUGGAACUCGUUACAGUUAUGUUUUCAACUGGAUCUGUGCAUUAAGA
Molecule: messenger RNA, 1946 nt
Organism: Elaeis guineensis (African oil palm)
Lineage: Eukaryota; Viridiplantae; Streptophyta; Magnoliopsida; Arecales; Arecaceae
Source: RefSeq, a predicted model, not a curated record